This is a messenger RNA of Camellia sinensis, 3962 nucleotides long. Lineage: Eukaryota; Viridiplantae; Streptophyta; Magnoliopsida; Ericales; Theaceae. The record is from RefSeq and is a predicted model, not a curated record.
ACAAACGGGCGCUAAGGGUGGAACACUAUAGGAAACAGUGAUGGCCUACUGAAUUUGGGAGCAGGCCAGCGGUGGCUCUCUCAUCACAUCACAAGACCAAAUACUAGUAGAAAAAGUUGCACACAUUUUCUCUGUCUCCCGCCCGUUGAAGAUGGUUUGAAGUUGUGCAACACUUGCCAUGCCCACCGAUUUAAAACCCUAGACAACUAUCUAUACUUAACUCACCCCCACUCCACCACAUUCCAUCGUCUCUGUCGCCCUGCCCCAGUUUUCUUCUUCUUCUUCUUCUUCAGCUUCAGAUCCAGAUCUCGAUCUCACCAGCGUUCCUCUCAAUCAAUAUCCCCCACUCAAUUGGCAUCCCUGAUUUUGAUCAUGAACUCAAUCGACUAUUUAUAUCUGAACCAACGAUCACAGUGCAUGGAUCUAAUCUAAUACAAGACGAACCUCACAAUAUUAGCAAGGAUUAUGUUUGAACCUCAAAAUGAUAGCAACAGGCAACUUGUGAUGGACUCUGAUCAAAGCAUGAUCAACCAGGAAUUUGAAUAUACCAGCAAAUUACCUGUUAUCCGACAUGUUCGAAAGGUUAUAUCUCAAGGAUCUCCUGUGCAGAGAAGAGUUAGCCCACGACUAAAGUACAUACCUGAAAGUAAAAGACCUUAUUAUCGCCCUUCUCGAAGGGAUUUGUCAGAAUGUUCAAGUGAACAAAAAAAUCAGGAAAAUGUCAAUGCUAACCACUCUACAAAUGAUACUUCACCAAAUGUGAGUAGAGAAAAGGAUGUAGACAAAGAUUGCGAAAGAGUGGUUGAUCGUUCAGAAACAAAAGGCUUGCCAAAUUGCACCUUUCAAAAGGUCAGGGACCAAGGUUCUGGGAGUGAUGCCGCAGUUUUUAAUGGAGUUGCGUGUUUUGCUGCUGGUGACAAUGGGAAUAUUGAUUCAAAAGUAGGGAAUUCAAAAUGGUUGGAUGGUUGCAAUUCUUCACUCAAUGCUGAUGAUAAAAGUGCCCGGGCGCAGAGAAGAUUUAGCCCACGACUAAAGAAAAUACCUGAAAGUAAAAGACCUUAUUAUGGCACUUCUCGAAGGGAUUCAUCAAAAUGUUCAAAUGACCAAAACAAUCAGGAAAAUGUCAAUGCUAACUACAAUACACAAGAAAGUUCAUCAAAUGUGAGUAGAGAAAAGGAUACAGGCAAAAAACGUAAAAGUGAGGUUGAUCAUUCGGAAACAAUAGGCUCGCCAACUUACAGUUUUGAAAAGGUCAGGGACCAAGGCUCUGGGAGUGAUGCUGCAAUUUUUGAUGGAGUUAGAUGUUCUGUUGCUGGUAACAAUGGGAAUAUUGGUUCAAAAGUUGGGAAUUCAAAAUGGUUGGAUGUUUGUAAUUCUUCACUUGAUGGUUCUAGUGUCAAUACGCAGAGAAGAUUUAGCCCACGACUAAAGAGCAUACCUGAAAAUAAAAGACCUUAUUAUGGACCUUUUGAAAAGGUCAGCGGCCAAGGUUCUGGGACUGAUGCUGCAAUGUUUAAUGGAGUUACAUGUUUUGUUGCUGGUAACAAUGAGAAUAUUGAUUCAAAAGUAGGGAAUUCAAAAUGUUUUCAUGUUUAUAAUCCUUCACCCAAUGCCGAUCGUGAAAGUGCCUACGCUCAACGAAGAUUUAGCCCACGAUUAAAGAACAUACCUGAAAGCAAAAGACCCUAUUAUGGUGCUUCUCAAAGGGAUUCGCCACAAUUUUCAAAUGACAAAAACAAUCAGGAGAAUGUCAAUGCUAACCACUCUACACAAGAUAAUUCACUGACUGUGAGUAGAGAUAGACAUGUAGACAAAGAAUAUAAAAAAAGUGAGGUUGAUUGUUCGGAAACAAAAGGCUUGCCAAAUUGCAUUUUUGAAAAGGUCAGUGACCAAGGUUUUGGGAGUGAUGCAGCAAUUAUUGAUGGAUUUACGUGUUCUACUGCUGGUAACAAUGGGAAUAUUGAUUCAAAAGUAGGGAAUUCAAAACGGUUGGAUAAUUGUAAUUCUUCAUCUAAUGCUGAUGGUAAAAGUGCCUAUGUACAGAGAAGAUUUAGCCCACGACUAAAGACCAUACCUGAAAGUGAAAGACCUUAUUACGGCACUUCUCAAAGGGCUUUGUCACAAUGUUCAAAUGACAAAAACAAUCAGGAAAACGUCAAUGCUAACCACUCUACACAAGAAAGUUCACCAAAUGUGAGUAGAGAUAGGGAUAUAGCCAAAGAAUGUAAAAGUGAGGUUGAUAAUUCGGAAACAAAAGGCUUGCCAAAUUGCGGUUUUGAAAAGGUCUGGGACCGAGUUUCUGGGAGUGAUGAAGCAAUUUUUAAUGGAGUAAUGUGUUCUGCUGCUGGUAGCAAUGGGCAUAUUCAUUCAAAAUUAGAGAAUUCAAAAUGGUCAGAUGAUUAUAAUUCUUCGCCCAAUGCUGAUGGUGGUAAAGGUGCCCAUGCAAGGGUGAAACAUACAUUGAUAAAUGACAAUAGACAUUACCUCCACUUUGUUCAGGAAAAGGAGAAGAGAUGCAAGAAAGGAGAGGUCAAUGAUCGAACAGUUGCUAAAGGUUUAAAACAUAAGGUUGUUCGAUUUUGGCCUACAAAAGGUGCUUUUGGUUUUGUAGCUUACAAGAAUCAUUUAAGGCGGCUUGAACGACGACAGCCCAAGUUGACCAAUCCUCAGGUUUAUUUUACUCAAGCUCGUGGAUUGAAGGCCUCUUCUAAGUUACAUGGGCUGGUGUCUGAGGACAUAUCUGGAGGUCAAGAAGAUGUACCGAUUCCUGCUACCAAUUUAAUUGAUGAUGCACCUGUUGCUCCUACAGGUUUUACAUAUUCCAAAUCUAUUCAAGUUGCAGAAAACAUAAAACUCCCCCCAAAUGCCUGUGGAUGCAAGUGCAAAGGAAAUUGUAUGAAUGCAAAAGCUUGUGCUUGUGCUAGACUUAAUGGUAGUGACUUUCCAUAUGUACUCCGAAAUGGUGGCAGACUGAUUGAGGCAAAGGAUGUUGUGUUUGAAUGUGGACCAAACUGUGGCUGUGGACUUGGUUGCAUUAACCGUAUAUCUCAGCAAGGAAUAAAGUAUCAACUUGAGGUUUUCCGAACACCAGAAAAAGGGUGGGCCGUCAGGUCUAGAGACUUUAUUCCUUCAGGUGCACCAGUGUGUGAAUAUAUUGGAGUGCUCAGGAGAACAGACGAACUGGAUAAUGUUGCUGAGAAUGAUUAUAUAUUUGAAAUUGAUUGUUUGCAUACAAUGAAGGAGAUUGGGGGAAGAGAGAGGCGAUUAGGAGAUGCAUCUGGGCCGAUCAGUAACCACUUGGAGAAAAUAGAUGACAGGGCAUUAGACAGUACACCUGAAUUUUGCAUAGAUGCGGGCUCUGUGGGUAAUGUUGCUAGAUUUAUCAAUCACAGUUGCGAGCCUAACCUCUUUGUUCAGUGUGUUUUAAGCAUGCAUCAUGAUGUCAGACUUGCUCGGGUGGUGUUGUUUGCUGCAGAAAAAAUAGCUCCUUUUCAGGAACUUACAUAUGACUAUGGAUACGCUCUUGAUAGCGUUAUUGGUCCUGAUGGAAAAAUAAAAGAGCUUCUAUGCCGUUGUGGGAUGGCAGAUUGUCGUAAACGUUUAUACUAGUGAAGUUUCAGCUUCUUGGUACCAUUUUUCUAGCUAGCUUUUUGUGGAAAAGACAACCACAUGGAUAGUUUUGCCAUUUCUCAUUUUCUCGAGGCAAAAUAGUUGGUCAAGUAUAUAUGAAAUAUUUGUACUCUCGAGGUGAAAUAGCUCUUUGCUUAUUGUUUUAUUGUAUUUUGGAAGGAGGGCGGGGUUGGUUUGUUAGAUUGAAAAGGUGCUUGUUUAUGUUUCAAAAAAUAUUUAUAGAGUGACAUUUAUCAUUGGUGGAUGUCGCAUUGUUGUAAUGAAUGUUAAUAUACGGUACUUAUUUUGGAUUUCUAUUAUAUAUUGACAAACUAUUGCCUGUUUUUGUGAUA